Molecule: messenger RNA, 1779 nt
Organism: Drechmeria coniospora
Lineage: Eukaryota; Fungi; Ascomycota; Sordariomycetes; Hypocreales; Ophiocordycipitaceae
Exons: 4
Coding region: 1-1779 (592 amino acids)
Molecular function (GO): protein binding
Source: RefSeq, a predicted model, not a curated record
AUGGGGGGCGCUCCCCCCAGCGGGUCUGCUCGCCUCAAUGAGCUUCUGGAGCAGAUCAGAGUCGAGUUCGACACGAAUUUACGCCAGGCCGAGGGCUUUGAGCAUCAGAUCUCGGCGCAAGUGAGCGAGAUGCAGCUCGUGAGGGAAAAGGUUUACGCCAUGGAGCAGACCCACAUGACUUUGAAGCAGAAAUACGAAGAAGAGAUCAGCAUGCUUCGGCAUCAGCUCGAGGCCGCCCGCAAAGGCGCACCUCCGUCGGCGAUGCCCGGGCCUCCCCAGCACGCCGGGCCUUCCCAGCAGCCUCCCGCCAUCGCUCCCGGCAACGGCCUCUUCAGCGGCAUCAUGGCCGGGGGGAACCAAGCCGGCCUUGCGCCACCCCAGCAGCACCCUCCUCCUCCCCAGGAGCAGCAGGUCGGACCGCAGCAUCAGAUGGCGCAGGGUCCCCCGGGGCUUCCCGUCCCGCCGCCGCACCCGAACGCCCAGCAACCUCCGUACCAGCAGGGCUAUCCUCAGGGCCCCGUCUCCAACGGCAUGGGACCGCAGCCGCCGCAGAGCACCGCGUCGCCCGGUCCCGGCAGGCGAGGCGUCGGCCGGCCCCCAAACGCCGUCGGCCCGGCCACGCCGCAGAUCAACACGCCCGUCCCGUACCCCGGAAACGCGCAGUCGCCCCAGGUCAGCCACCCGACGCCCGACCACGCACGCAUGGGUGGUCCGCGAGCACCGCCAGUCGGCAAUUCGCUGGGAGACCUCGAGGUCGACACCGUCGCGCCCCACAACAAAAAGACGGGCAGCGACUGGUACGCCAUAUUCAACCCGCAAGUGCAGCGUGUCUUGGACGUCGAUCUGGUGCACUCCCUCACCCACGAGAGCGUCGUGUGCUGCGUUCGCUUCAGCCACGACGGCAAGUACGUGGCCACGGGCUGCAACCGCUCCGCCCAGAUCUUUGACGUCCAGACGGGCGAGAAGGUGUGCGUUCUGGAGGACCACAACGCCCAGGACAUGACGGCCGACCUGUACAUCCGCAGCGUCUGCUUCAGUCCCGACGGUCGAUAUCUCGCGACCGGUGCCGAAGACAAGUUGAUUCGCGUGUGGGACAUUCAAUCCAGGACGAUCCGCAACCACUUCGCCGGCCACGAGCAAGACAUCUACUCGCUCGACUUUGCUCGGGACGGCCGCACCAUCGCAUCCGGCAGCGGAGAUCGAACCGUGCGACUCUGGGACAUUGAGCAGGGCACCAACACGUUGACGCUGACCAUCGAGGACGGCGUCACCACCGUUGCCAUCUCCCCCGACACGCAGUACGUGGCUGCCGGCUCGCUCGACAAGAGCGUCCGCGUCUGGGACAUUCAUUCGGGCUUCCUCGUCGAGCGUCUGGAAGGUCCCGACGGACACAAGGACUCGGUCUAUUCCGUCGCCUUCUCGCCCAACGGCAAGGACCUCGUCAGCGGCAGUCUCGACCGGACCAUCAAGAUGUGGGAGCUGAGCUCGCCCCGCGGUCCCGGCAACAACGGCCCCAAGGGCGGCAAGUGCGUCAAGACGUUCGAGGGUCACAGGGACUUUGUCCUGUCGGUCGCGCUGACGCCCGACGCGAACUGGGUCCUGUCCGGCUCCAAGGACCGUGGGGUCCAGUUCUGGGACCCCCGGACGGGCACGACGCAGCUGAUGCUUCAGGGACACAAGAACUCGGUCAUCUCGGUGGCGCCGAGCCCCCAGGGCGGCUACUUCGCGACGGGAUCCGGCGACAUGAAGGCUCGCAUCUGGUCUUAUCGCCCAUUCUAG